Messenger RNA from Triticum aestivum (bread wheat), 1227 nucleotides. Its product is annotated as box C/D snoRNA protein 1. The record is from RefSeq and is a predicted model, not a curated record. Gene Ontology annotation, cellular component: nucleus; pre-snoRNP complex. Gene Ontology annotation, biological process: maturation of LSU-rRNA from tricistronic rRNA transcript (SSU-rRNA, 5.8S rRNA, LSU-rRNA); box C/D snoRNP assembly; snoRNA localization. Lineage: Eukaryota; Viridiplantae; Streptophyta; Magnoliopsida; Poales; Poaceae. The transcript is spliced from 4 exons. Bases 363 to 1016 code for a protein of 217 amino acids.
UCAAAAAAAAAAAAACACUCAACGCCCGAUCCAGAUCCCCUAUCCCGUCUCCGCUCCCACCUCCUCUCCUCCUCUCCCAAGUCCCAACCCACUCGCCGCCGGCCUCCCUUUCACCUCCUCUCCUGUCCCAACCCACUCGCCACCGGCGAGCACUAGCAAGACAGUCCAUCACCACGCCGUCUGCUGUAGGUGGGCUUCGCUGCCGUGAGCCAUCAGAUGAUGAAUCCCGUCUUCGUCGCUCGCUGCCAGAGAGUCACCGCCGCCGACCGAGCGGCCGCCCUGCCUCGCAGCUAAACCCCUCACAAAAACCCUAGCCAGGAAACCGCCGUCGCCGCCGCCCUGCCCUGCCACCCGGCCUCGGCAUGGACGGGGAGCCGCCCGCGCAGGGCCCCUCCCCCAGCGCCGCCGCCGCCUCCGGGUCCGGCGGCGGCGGGGAGAAGGGCGCCCCGUGCCAGGAGUGCGGGGAUCAGCCGUGGAAGUACCGGUGCCCGGACUGCUCCUGCCUCACAUGCAGCCUCCCCUGCGUGCAGGCCCACAAGCGCUGCACCGCCUGCUCCGGCAAGCGCCCCCGCACCGUCCCCGUCCCACUCGCCCAGUUCGACGACAACCAGCUCCUCUCCGAUUACAACUUGCUGGAGGAGACGAGCCAGGUCAGGGAGUCGGCCCACAGGCUGCUCGGCGGCUUCGGCCGCAACUACGGCUGCAGCUUCGAGGGACGCCAUGGCGCCCAACUACCGCCGUGGCUCUCCUUCCUCCGCAAGGCUGCGGAGCGCCGGGGCGUCCGGCUCGCCUUCCAACCCAUUGGCAUGACCAGGAGGGAGCAGAACCGCUCGCGGCACGACAGGAGGGUUCUGUUGGCGACGCUGACGGUCGUUGAAAGGUUCGUGGACUCAACGGUGUCGUGGCAGCCGGUGCACGGAGAAGCAAAGCUGCUACAUGUCCUCUACCUCUGGCACCCCAGCACAUGGGGUGCGGGGCACUUGUACGAUGGCUUCCUCCGUCCGCUGGUGCAGUAGUGCAGAACCGGGCUUUAGCGCCGGUUCGUAAGGGCCUUUAGUGCCGGUUCUGCAACCGGCACUAAAGAGUGGAGACUAAAGGCCCCCCCUUACUACCGGUUCGGCACGAACCGGCGCUAAAGUGCCACCACGUGGCACGAGCCAGACCCGGGUGCUGGUAGACCAUUAGUACCGGUUGGUAGCACCAACCGGUACUAAAUGUUUGGGGGGG